AUGGGUUCGCCUAUUAACAUCACCUCCAAGGAGCAAUUCAACAAUCUCCUCAGCUCCUCCACCUUCGUGGUCGCAGACUUUCACGCCCAGUGGUGCGGACCAUGCCAUGCAAUCGCCCCUGUCUACGAACAGCUAUCCGCCCAGCUCUCGCGUCCGAACCGGAUCGCGUUCACGAAGAUCGAUGUUGACCAGCAGCAAGAGAUCGCCAAGGCAUACGGCGUUACAGCGUACGUCUCCGUCGAACAAUCUACAUAUAAAUGGGUUACUGCGUCGUUUAAGGAUGUCAAAGCUAAUCCUGCUAGGAUGCCCACAUUCAUCGUUUUCGAGCGCGGCCGUCCUACAAACACCAUCCGCGGCGCCGACCCCUCGAAACUGAACCAAGUGAUCCGAAAGCUCGCCACCGAAGCCAGCAAGAGCGAGGCCUCAGGAGGCUCCGCCGAAGGUUCUUCCUCUGGCGCCACAUGGAUCGGAGCCGCAACCCCGAAAGGCUACAGCGACAUCACGGAGGAAUAUGACGUGAAGGGCCUGGAACUGCUCAACCGUGACAGCGACUUCGGUACGGCCAGGACACUACUCGAGCCGUCCAAGCCUUCUGCGCUCGGAAACGGCAAGGGCAAGGAUGGCGGUUCGGACUGGGUUGAGAGUGACACCGACGAGCAGCUGAUGCUCUUCAUUCCGUUCAAGUCUACGCUCAAGGUCCACUCGCUGCAAAUCACUUCCCUUCCGCCUUCUGAGGGUGAGGACGACGAGGUUCCGAUGCGACCCAAGACGAUUCACCUUUACACCAACCGCUCGCAUGUGCUUGGGUUUGACGAGGCGGACGACAUUCCUCCUGUGCAGGCGGUGACGCUCGAGGCUGGGGACUGGGAUCCUAAGACGGGAACGGCCAAGAUUGACUUGCGAUUUGUGAAGUUCCAAAGUGUCUUCUCAUUGAACAUUUUCGUUGUGGACGGCGACGGCGAUGGGGAGAAGACGCGUGUGGACAGGAUCCGCAUCUUUGGCGAGGCCGGCGAGAAGAGAGAGAUGGGCAAGCUGGAGAAGAUUGGCGAUGAUCAGGGCGAAUAG
This is a messenger RNA of Aspergillus mulundensis, 1065 nucleotides long. Its product is annotated as thioredoxin-like protein 1. NCBI's taxonomy places the organism in Eukaryota, Fungi, Ascomycota, Eurotiomycetes, Eurotiales, Aspergillaceae. Bases 1 to 1065 code for a protein of 354 amino acids. The record is from RefSeq and is a predicted model, not a curated record. The transcript has 2 exons.